AUGACGGAGGAGCUGUCCGUCGAGGAGUGCAAGGCGCACAUCAGCGACAUCCGCAACAGCCAUGGCGCAGACGCGCGAAACGAGAGCGAGCGUUUCCUUCGCAGAGGCUAUGAGAGCAUGUUGAAAUUGUUGUCUGCACAACUAUACAGCGAGCCGAGCUAUUUUCUCUUCGAGCUCAUCCAAAAUGCCGACGACAACACCUACGCCGACGGUGACCAGCCCCAAGCCACUCUUGCAUACCGCUCUGACGGUCUGCUGCUAUUUGGUUGCGACGAACAGGGCUUUUCCAAGGCCAACGUGAGCGCCAUCUGCGACAUGAACCAAAGCACAAAAGCUCUUCUGAAAGACGGCAAGAAGAGCUGCAUUGGCGAGAAGGGCAUCGGCUUCAAGUCCGUUUUCAAAGUGGCCGACCAAGUUUUCAUCAGGUCCAAUAACUUCUCCUUCAUGUUCGAUAAGAAUACGCCACUGGGCAUGGUUGAUCCUGUAUGGGCUAAGUUUCCAGACUUCCCAGAACAAUUUCAGAUGAACACCAUGAUCUGCUUGAAGAUCGAGAAGCAGGAGGAUCGUGAUGUGGUCAAAGAACAGCUGACUAAAGUCCUCGAACCUUCAUCAUUCAUGUUUCUGCGUCGUCUUACCAAGGUCAGAGUUGUUAGGCUCGAAGACUCCGGUGACACUUUCGACGAGCUGAUCAUGUCUCACGAUCACCGACCAUUCACCGACGACCUUCAGAUUGUCACUACAACGAAAAGCAAGGGCACAAAGUCAUGGAAAUCGCGCUACAUCCUCUCUGACUACAUUGCUCGUGGAUGGCCUUCGACCGAGCUUAGACAGGGUGUUACCGAGACAUCGAUCAAGCUGGCAUCUCCCAUCAACGAUCAGCAACAACCGCUCAUCGCCAAGCGCGACGUCUAUGCUUUCCUGCCCGUCUGCUCCUCUGGUCUUCCCUUCCUUAUCCAGGCCGACUUCUUGCUUGUUGCCAGCCGACAAGGUAUCGACGAGUCUCAACCUUGGAACCGUCGCCUCCAAGAUCAUCCUGAUUAUCUUCCGGAAGCUCAAGUUGCUCUCAAAUUCUUCGACAAGUUGAAAGACAAGUUCUUGGACCGCGUCAAGGAUGUCAAGAUUCUGGAAUCGCGAUCUGGUGAACUUGCCAAGCCCAAGGUGAUGAUGUUGGUACCUGAUCAGUACAAGGACGAAGAUGGAACUCCUCUAUUGACGCCUGCCAACGACCGAUACCUCUCUACCAGGUAUGAUACGAGCCACGUCUCUUCGCUGGUCACACAGGCAUUGGACGACAAAAAGUUCUUCGACAUGCUCAAAACCUACGUCUCGAAACAGGCUGAGGAGUUUCGCACUAAGUCUGACGCAUGGCACGGUAAAGUCUCCAUCGUCCUAAUGGCAGGACAGAAGCAGUUCAAUCUUGAUGGACUGCUGAUCAUGCCUGUCGUUCCUCUCGACGAUGGCUCCUGGAUUAGUGCCAUGAGCCGUCACAAACCUUCUUAUUCCAGGGUGGCCAACAGAUCAGCGCCGUCUACGACCUUCUAUCUGCCACGCUCUGAUGCUAACAUUGUCAUUCCGAAGGGCGUGUCGCUGUCUAUUGUUGAGCACAAAGCUUCUCGCAAUGAAGAGCGCAGGGUCUUCUUCCAUCGUAUCGGGGCUCAGGACCUCGACUACGAGGACGUGCUUCGAGGCAUAAUCAAGCAACACAAGGAAUCAUUAGCCAACGCUGACGUCGACCUGUUGCUCUCUCAUGCCCAGUAUGUCUUCAGCAUGCCGUCGGCGUCAAGGUUGGCGCAGAACUUGAGUACGAUCCUUUGGCUGGCAGACUCGCGGGGCGAGCAGUCUCGUGGCAUUGAGCUCCAUAUGGAUGACCCAUUCAAGACGGCAGUCAGUCAAAUGUUUUUGGCCAAUCCUACGGUGGCUCGUUUCAUCCAUCCCAAGUACUUGGAAGUUUACCAAGGAAACGUAGAGCUCCGUACCAGAUGGUUGGCCUGGUUGCGUGAGUGUUUGGGGGUACACGAUGUUCCUCGCUUGUCGAACAAGACGAACAAAGGCCUAUCGGCCGAGUUCGAAUGGCUCGUCAACAACAUCCCGAGUGCACAGUGGCUCGCUAUCAUCAGACAUAACUGGGACGACUACCAGCUCAAUCAAGUUCCAAAGCCAGGCGACAUGAGGAUCCCGAGCGAAGACGUCCGCAACAAGAUUGCAUCUCUGCCUGUGGAUUGCACUGACGGUAGGAGAGCGAAACUUCAAGACACUAUCCUUCCGACUUUACGCUCCGCUGUCAUGACAAUACAGCACAUGGGCUUCCACUUCCUUGAUAUCAAGGAUGAACACAACAGCGAGUGGGUCAAGUUUUCGACCUUUGGUGUUAUCACUCAUCGUGAUCUGGAUUUCUGCCUGAAGUUAUUGAUGAAAUUUCCGGCAAGCGGGAUCACACCUGACAAGAUGACUGUCAUCAAGUUGUACAGAGAUAUCCACAUGUUCUGUGAGUCGAGCAUGAGUGCGAGGGAGCGUACUCGUGCUGCUUUCAGGGAUCAUCCCCUGAUUUUCCUGCCUGACACUUCGAAAUGGGCCCACCUGCAAACCUGCGUUUGGGAAGCUCCUCCGUGCCUGCGCAAGGUCCGUCCCAUUGCACACAUCUAUGGGCCUGUCCAAUCGUUUUUCAAGAAUAUUCUCAGCUUGCAUGAUGCUGGUAUUGGAGAUUUUGUCAACGAACUGAUCACACAUGACAACGUCAUCUCUUCUAUCGCUCUGCUCAAGGAGCUAUUGCUCGAGCUUGGCAGCAGGAUAAACCCCCAUAUACAGUAUGAUCUGAAAGCCCUGGACAGUCGUAGGAUCUUUCCUGUCGUCAACGCACAGAAGCAGCGAAUCCUCAUGGCUGGAACCGAUCCACAAUGGUUCAUCCCCGAUGGUCGGAAUCUGAUCACAUCUUUCAGUGGCAUCAUACCUCUUCUAGAAUUCUCACUUGGUGAACAAAAGAGACUGGAAUCACUUUUUGAGAAGAUGAGUAUCUGGGGCAAGCAUCUCUCUGAAAAGGUCACGAAGCGAGAAGUCGUCGAAGGGAAGGAUGAAGCCAUGAAGGACGCAGUCCAUACCAGAAAGUUCCAGGUGAAGGCACACUAUCUCUUGUGUCUGACGAACCCAGCCGAGAGAUACAUCCUAAAGCCUUUGCUCGAAAGUACAGAGAUUUGGGCUGUAAAGUCGAUCAAAGUACACCGCGCUAUUCGCCUGGACAACCAGGAGAUCUGUGGCAGACCUAUGCCAGCCAACAUCAUGCUAGACAAGGACCAGCGAGUCUUCGUGCCUAUGAAGGAUCUUGAGGACAACGUGCUCAAUUACUAUGAGCUCUCAGAGAAGUUGAUCACCCUGUGCAAGCUCGAGAAAGUGGCCGAAAAGCUACCACUUGGCAUUCUCUCCAUGUCAUCCAUCCAGCAAAUUGAGGAUAUGCUGGAGGAGCAUGGUGUCAUAUUUGACAAGCUUGAACUACGCAAGCUGACCACCAAGGUCGUUGACGAACCGGCCGGAGCCAUGCUGUCUUCCAGGCGCAAGCCCGUUGAAGAUAGUCCCNCGGAGAUGACUACAAACGAUGGUUCUUCGACUUCUGGUGAUAGUGAUUUGUCUUCUCUGGCCGCCCUCAAGGAUAUUGGCGUUCAUGUCAAGCUUGCGCGCAGACCAAAGCCUGUCGCAGUUCCUCGUGGCAACGAUCGCAACCCCAAUGGAAGACCUCGCAUUGAACGAGAGCUCAGCACUGACGACAAUGACACAGAGCAGCACUCUGACGACGGAGAUUGGGAUAAGGACUCGGCACCUAUGUCGACUCGUGCUGCUCCUUCCAGAAGAUCUGCCAAGCCUGGCAACGGCAAUGGAAAUGAUAAUGGUAAUGGCAACGGCUAUCAUAUGAGGUCGAACUUCGGCAACAGCAAUGCCAUGUCUGACGAGGAUAUCAACGAAAUCGACGGUGAGGCAAGUGAGGACAGCACAUACUUGACUCAGCGGACACAGACUUCCGAGUAUCGCAAACAGCUGAGCGUUGCACAAACCACUGUGGAAGACCCCCAGGCUAUUCGGAUUGAUGNNUACCUAUUUCUCAAAACCCUUCUGGGCGACUACUUCACAGACGAUAUGUGGACGAGUCAUGCUAGUACCAAAUACACUGAUCUGACGUUCAGCGGUAACGACAGCCAGUUUACUGACUUCACUAUUCGUAAUCUCAGUGGUCGUAUGACAGACUGGCUUGUUGAAAAAGGCUGCAAGCAACCCACAGCAUGGAUGGGGAAGAAUGACAAGGACGCAAUUACAUACUCUAUCGAGGUCAAGGCUACCUAUGGUCCACGUCAUGAGCCAUUCCACAUGAGCCAGAAUCAGAUUGACAUGGAGUAUCGCCUGCAGGGCGGCGAAGUUCCGAACAGAGUUUACGUGAUCAUGCGCGUAUCGAACUUGGCAGGCAAUGGCAGCGGUGGCAUUGCUCAGGUCCAUCCUUUCGUCGAUCCAUACAGUCUGUUUGAGCAGGGCGAUCUGAGCUAUAUCUCUCAAGGAGGAUACCUGGUCUUUUCUGAUUUGAAGUCUGCCUGA
Aureobasidium vineae is the source of this 4572-nucleotide messenger RNA. Lineage: Eukaryota; Fungi; Ascomycota; Dothideomycetes; Dothideales; Saccotheciaceae. The record is from the annotation of a GenBank genome assembly.